AUGGAGGCGAAGCAGGCGGGCGUGAGGAAGCCGGGGGACUGGAGCUGCCGGUCGUGCCAGUACGUGAACUUCUGCAAGCGGGAGGCGUGCCAGCGGUGCGGGGAGGCGAAGCUGGGCGUGGAGCGGACGGACUACGCGGCCAUGGGCGGCGGGUGGGAGGUCAAGCCCGGCGACUGGUGCUGCCGCUGCUGCGGCGUCAACAACUACGCCAGCCGCGGCAGCUGCUUCAAGUGCGGCGCCGCCAAGACCGACUCCGCCGCCGCCGUCGCCCAGGGCUGGGGCUUCUCCGUCGCCUCCCAGGCCGGCUGGAAGAACGGCGACUGGAUGUGCCCAAGAAUGGAAUGUAACGUGCAGAACUACGCUAACAGAACCGAGUGCUUCCGGUGCAACUACCCCAGAUACUAUGGUUAAUUGAUCCGACGUAUACGCCUAUCAACAAGAAGAAAUGGGAGGGAAAUAAAAUUUGCGAGAUCAAAGAUCAACGGACAAGAUUGACCAGUCCCCAGUCACAACCCUUGAGGGUUUUUCCUUUUUUUUCUUUUCUUUUAAAUAACCCUCGACAACCCGAGGGUUUCACCAUUUGUAAGAGCAAAAAUCAGUGCUAAAAAAGAAAAAAUGGCACGAAAAUGUGACAGAUGACUGGUCAGUCUUCCUCUU
Oryza brachyantha (malo sina) is the source of this 657-nucleotide messenger RNA. Its product is annotated as zinc finger Ran-binding domain-containing protein 2-like. Gene Ontology annotation, molecular function: mRNA binding. The transcript is spliced from 3 exons. The coding region runs from base 1 to 411 and encodes 136 amino acids. Gene Ontology annotation, cellular component: cytoplasm. The record is from RefSeq and is a predicted model, not a curated record. Lineage: Eukaryota; Viridiplantae; Streptophyta; Magnoliopsida; Poales; Poaceae.